This is a messenger RNA of Entamoeba histolytica HM-1:IMSS, 1656 nucleotides long. Its product is annotated as DEAD/DEAH box helicase, putative. The coding region runs from base 1 to 1656 and encodes 551 amino acids. The transcript has a single exon. The record is from RefSeq and is a predicted model, not a curated record. Gene Ontology annotation, molecular function: ATP binding; nucleic acid binding; RNA helicase activity. NCBI's taxonomy places the organism in Eukaryota, Evosea, Mastigamoebida, Endamoebidae.
AUGAACACUGAAGGAGUUACUGUAGUGGAACAAGAAAAAACAUUUAACGAGUUUGAAUUAGAUGAUUUUCUAACACACCAACUAAAGAAAAAUAAUUUUAUUAAACCAACGAUUAUUCAAUCUCAAUUUAUUCCAUUUGCAUUAGAAGGGAAAGACAUUAUUUGUCAAGCAAGAACAGGGAGUGGAAAAACACUCGCAUAUGUUAUUCCUAUUUUAAAUAAUUUAUUAGUUAGUCAAGAAGAACAAAGAAGGAUUAGAGUUAUUAUAUUAAAUCCAUCAAGAGAAUUAUGUUAUCAAUGCAAAAAUGUUAUUGACCAAUUAUUAAAAGGAUAUUUUGGUAUUUCAGUUUUAAACGUUGCGAAUGAAAAUGGUGUUAUUAGUCAAAAAGGAAAAAUGAAAAGUAUUCCCGAUAUUAUAACAGCUACACCAGCUACAUUACUACAAUAUUUAAAAAAGACUGGAAAUAAUUUAGAUGGAGUAGAAAUAAGUGUUUAUGAUGAAGUUGAUUUAAUGAUAGCAUAUGGAUAUGAAAAUGAUAUUAAAGAGCUUAAUAAAAAAAUACCAAAAGAAAGUGUUAAAUGGUUAUUAAGUGCAACUAUUAAUGAUGAUAUAGAAACAUUAAAACAUUUAAUGUUAAAGUCAGCAGUUAAAAUAAGAAUAGAAGAAGAACAAGUAAGUGUAGAAGAAUAUAUAAUUAAUUGUGAAAGAAAAGAGGAUAAAGCAUUAAAUUUAUAUGUAUUAUUAAAAUUAAAUAUGAUUCAUGGGAAAGUAUUAAUAUUUGUUAAUUCUAUUCAAAAAUGUUUUUAUGUAAAAUUAUUCCUUGACUUAUUUUCUAUUCCAUCAGUUGUUCUUAAUAGUGAUUUACCAAGAGAUAUUAGAAUGAAUAUUAUUGAACAAUUUAAUAAUAAAGAAUUUAAUAUUCUUAUUGCUACAGAUGAAACUACUAUUCAAAAGAUUAUACCAAAAAAACUUCAAGAAGUUAAAGAUAAAAAUAAUAUGGAAGAAGUUGGAGAUCAUUCACAUAUUAUUUCUGAAGGUGAUUCAGCUCAAGAAAAUUAUAGUGUUUCACGUGGUAUUGAUUUUCAAGAUGUAGCAUGUGUUAUUAAUUUUGAUUGUCCUAUUUCUAUUGUUAGUUAUACUCAUCGUAUUGGUCGUACUGGUCGUGCAUCGAAAAAAGGUACUGCUAUUACUUUUGUUUUAAAUGAAGAUAAAGAUUAUAUUACUUCAAUAAAGAAAGAUCAUGAAAUAAAAGAUUUUAUUAUUGAGCCAAGUGUUGUUGGUGCAUUUAAAACAAGAGUUUAUGAUAUGCAAAGAAAUGUUACUAAAAAUGCAUGUAAUGAUGCUAGAAUAAAAGAUUAUAAAAAGGAAGUUGGUAAUGUCGAAGAGCUUAAAAAAAGUGUUGGAAAAUUGAAUAUUAAACACACAGCUGCUUUAGUUGACCAAAGAGCACAACACUUAAAAGAUAUUCCUGAUUAUUUAUUACCAGAUAAUGUCGUUCAAAGAUUAAGAGGAGUUUUAGAUAGAACAAAUGAAUAUGAAGCCAAAGAAACAAAAAGAAAUUCAAAAUCUAAAUCUUCAAAGAAAAGAAGAGAAAGCAAACCAAGAAAAACUUCAAAUAAAAAGGGAUUUGUCAAAAGAAUGACAAGUAAAAAAUAA